This is a messenger RNA of Gasterosteus aculeatus aculeatus (three-spined stickleback), 1403 nucleotides long. It is a transcript of the gene tspan34b, whose product is annotated as tetraspanin 34b. The record is from RefSeq and is a predicted model, not a curated record. Gene Ontology annotation, cellular component: plasma membrane. NCBI's taxonomy places the organism in Eukaryota, Metazoa, Chordata, Actinopteri, Perciformes, Gasterosteidae.
CUGGAGGAGACGAACCACACGUCGCUCAGAGGCUGAGACGAGCCACGUCCUGUGAAGUAAAACAGCCUUCAUCCCCACAGCGAGGGGAGCGACCCCCCCCCACCCACCACCACCACCACCACCCACCACCGCCCACCGGUGAGCCAGCCUCCCGGCGCGUUCGAGCACACCUCCCGUGGAAAGGUAGAACACUCCGCAGCCAAAAUGGGCUGCUUUGGAUUCCUCAAAAUGAUGAUGUUCUUAUUCAACGGCAUUAUAUUUUUGGCAGGUGCGGCCGUCCUGGGCGUCGGCAUCUGGGUGAAAGUGGACAGCGGCUCCAUCCUGGCGUUCCUGGGGAAGAUUGAAAACGCGCCGGCCGGGCUCUCUCACGUGCUGAACGUGGGCUACCUGCUGAUCGCCGUCGGAGCGUUGCUGCUGGUCAUCGGCUUCCUGGGCUGCUGUGGCGCCGUCAGAGAGAGCUCCUGCAUGCUGCUGCUGUUUUUCAUCAUAGUCAUGGUGGUCUUCAUAGCGGAGGUAGCAGGAGCUGUGGUCAUCCUGGUAUUCAGACCCUUGGCUGAAGAGCUGCUGACCAAGUUUGGCGAAGUUGCAGCUAAGAACAUCCACAAGGACUACGGGAACAACUCUGACGUGACGGGACUGUGGAACGCCACCAUGAGCAGCCUACAUUGUUGUGGAUUCUACAACUCCUCAGACUUUGUUGGCUCUCCGUAUUACAACCAACACCACCAUCAAUACCCGCCACAGUGCUGCCUCCCCACUGUGCAACUCUGCAACCAGACCAUCGUUGACAGUGACCCGAUGGUUACCGGGUGCUUCGCAAAGAUCAAAAAGCUGAUUGAAGACAACAUGGCGGCCAUUGUGGGAGUGGCCCUGGGAAUCGCCGCUCUGGAGAUAUGUGCCAUGGGUGUUUCCAUGAUCCUUUACUGCAGAAUAAAAUCCAGAGGGGACUAACUGCAAAUGGUGAAGGCCUUGGAAGGAUCGUUUUAAUCAGUUGGGUCAAAGGGAAAAAAUAAAAUGCCUUUUUAUUCAGCAAAAAUUCCCUGUUUAUUAAAGGCAGUUAAUGUAAUUUAUACGGCAAUCCGACUCUCUGAAUGACAUUACAAAUCUAUUUUUACCAGAUCUAUAUUAAAUGAAUCGGAUGCCGCGUAUGAAUUUAAAUGAUCUAUUUCUUAAGAACACUACAGUUUGUAAAUCGUUCUACAUCUACUUUGCAAUUACCCGUUGAGCAGUCAAUGAGGAGUCACAACACCUGCGUCCGUUGUGGUUAUGAAACAGAGGCUGGUAGGUUGACACAGGAACCCCCGUUGUUGAUGUUGAUGUAUGAUAGUAACAGAUAUGAUGCACUAUUUCUAUGUAUAUUGUAUGGUGUUGAAUUUUAAAAUAAAGUAUUUGUAGACUGGUGA